Messenger RNA from Carcharodon carcharias (great white shark), 2131 nucleotides. RefSeq names its product zinc finger protein 723-like. Gene Ontology annotation, molecular function: DNA-binding transcription factor activity, RNA polymerase II-specific; RNA polymerase II cis-regulatory region sequence-specific DNA binding. Lineage: Eukaryota; Metazoa; Chordata; Chondrichthyes; Lamniformes; Lamnidae. The record is from RefSeq and is a predicted model, not a curated record. The transcript has 2 exons. Gene Ontology annotation, biological process: regulation of transcription by RNA polymerase II. The coding region runs from base 42 to 488 and encodes 148 amino acids.
GGCGGUACAGUGGGUGAGAAAUAUCCCCGGGCAGGAGAGGAAUGGAGCCGGUGGCUGGACCGGGAGGUUUCACAAACUCCUUCAGGAGGAUUCAGACCCCCAAUAAGAAGCUAUCGGGCCCGCGUUUGCACCGAGGGGAAGAUUCAGAAACACCCGGUGGAAGCCGCAAACCCCAAGAAGAUCCUGUAUUAGAAGAGGAGGAAUUGCAGACAAUAACAAACCAAGCAUCGCAUCAAAAUAUGACAGAGUCACUCGAUACAUCAGGAUCUGAACAUCAUCAGCCUUUGAACAUGGAAGAAAGAAGCACCAUUCACAGUGGGGAGAAACCGUAUAUGUGUCCCGUGUGUGGACAAGGCUUCAGCCGAUCAUCUGGCCUGACAAGACACAAGCGCAUUCACACCAGGGAGAAACUGUAUAAAUGUGGGGACUCCGGGAAGGGAUUCAAUUAUCCAGUUGAGCUAGAAAGUCAUCGACACACACACUGGUGAGAGACCUUUUACCUGCCCUGUGUGUGGGAAGGGAUUCACCCAGUCAGCUGGCCUGUUGAUUCACCAGCAUUCACACCAGAGAGAGGCAGUUCACCUGCUCCGAAUGUGGAAAGGGAUUCACUCAGUCAUCAGCUCUGCUGAUACAUCGGCAUAUUCACAUAGGGGAGAGGCCGUUCACCUGCCCCGUGUGUGGGAAGGGAUGUACUGAUUUCUCUGCCCUGCAGAGACACCAGCGAGUUCACACUGACAAGAGAGAGUUUAAAUGCUCUGAAUGUGAGAAGAGCUUUAAAAGUCCACGCACACUGAGGGAGCACCAGUACCUUCACACUGGUUCCACACCGUUCAACUGCUCUCACUGCGGGAAGGGGUUCAGGACGUCCUUCCACCUUGUGGCACAUGAGCCCGUUCACACUGGGGAGAGGCCGUUCACCUGCUCUGAGUGUGGGAAGGGAUUUAAUCGAUCAUCCAAUCUGCAGAAACACCAAAGCGUUCACAGUGAGGAAAGACCUUUCUCGUGCCCAGGCUGUGGGAAAUGUUAUAAAAGUUCUGAGGAACUGCAGCACCAUCAACAUGUUCACUCUGACGAGAGACCAUUCACGUGUCCUCACUGUGGGACUGGGUUCAAGUGAUCAGGCGACCUCAUUGUACACCAGCGAGUUCACACUGGGGAGAGGCCAUUCAACUGCACAGUGUGUGGGAGGGGAUUCACUUGUUUAUCCCAUCUCGCUUCACACCAACUUGUUCACACAGAUAAGAGACCUUUUCAAUGUUCUGACUGUGAGAAAAGCUUCAAAACCAGAAAUGAUCUGUUCACACACCAGCGUAAUCACUCUGGGGAACGACCAUUCAGCUGCACUGUGUGGGGGAAGGGAUUCACUCGCUCAUCCACCCUGCUGAGGCACCAGCACAUCCACAGUGGGGAGAAGCCCUUCGCUUGUUCCAUGUGUGGGAAGGGAUUCACCCAGCUAUCCAACCUGCUGAGACACCAGCAAGUUCACCAGUGAUUACAGGGGUGGGAUUCUGCUGUUAAUCACAUCCACAGCUGAACCAUGUUCAUUCGGAUAGUUGGAGUUCAUUUCAUAUUUAAAUUGCCCGAAUGGACUUUGUGUGUGCCCCACAACCUCUCUCAUACAUGUGUGAAAAGACCUUUACACCUGCAAACCUUGUCUUAAAUGUAAAUCACUCAGAAACUGUAUUGAACUAAAGAUGAACAAUAAACAGAUAACAGUCCAAUCCUGAAGCUCUAUAUUGACAGGAGAAAGUCUGUUCUGUAACUUGAGGAAAAGGCUUGGUAAGCUCUGAAUAUUUGUAAUUACAAGUAGGCUCGAGCUGUUUGUGAGAUGGGCAGCUCAAAGCUGUUAAUUUGUCAGAUAUUGAAGGAAUUACUCUGAACGUAAACUCACCAAUUGAUAACCUCAGACUCUGCUCCCUGCUGUAAUUAAUACUCAGCAUCCAUUCGUGCUGAUUUGCAGUGAAUCACUGAAUAUCCUGUGGCGUCUUUGUUCCUUGUUUUGUGAAAUAGCUCUCCCCAUUAGUGCUGAACUGCUGGAUAACUCUGAUUACAUUUAGACACGUCUAGAGAAGGUCUGUGUGACCAGAUUUCACUGUGAUUUGGAAACAAUAAACAAUGUUCAUGGCCUGAA